Messenger RNA from Dreissena polymorpha, 14192 nucleotides. RefSeq lists its product as uncharacterized. The coding region runs from base 39 to 1790 and encodes 583 amino acids. Gene Ontology annotation, biological process: negative regulation of gene expression. Gene Ontology annotation, molecular function: transcription corepressor activity. The transcript is spliced from 19 exons. The record is from RefSeq and is a predicted model, not a curated record. Gene Ontology annotation, cellular component: cytoplasm; nucleus. Lineage: Eukaryota; Metazoa; Mollusca; Bivalvia; Myida; Dreissenidae.
AAGAACAAUGGAUUUCAGUGGACAAGUGUGUUAUUGAUAUGGUACAAAGCACUAUUUUCAAGGACGUUUUGAAAAAAACAUUUCCUGGUGUAAGUUUAAAUAUAAGUGAUAUGCGUGGAGAAAUUUCAUUUACUGGGUAUUCAGACUUAAAACAGGUCAUGAUUUGGUUUGAGACUGAAUCAGCAGUUCAUUCAGUAGAAUUUGAUAAAAUCAACAAAGAAGUUGAAAAUCUGCAAGAAGUAAUUGAAAUUCUCUUGACUGACAAGUAUGGCAAAUUUCAAAAUGUUUUUUGGAACUUUAAUACUCCCAAAAGAUGUGUGAUUUUUUGCACCUGUGGUGUCAAGGAUCCCAGUGUUGUAAGAGCUCAUCUUACAAAAUCAAUCCGUGUUGCUAAAGGUCAGUUUUCAUAUAGGUCUGAAACAAUCCUUCUUGAAUUACAAACAGAGUUAAGCAAGAAAUUCAAUGUGUUUGCAAUUCACAACUGUGAUAAAAUAUUACAAAUCAUUAAUGGUGAAUCCAGUGAGCUCCGGUCUGAAAUUGUAAAGGAAGCAGAAUCUAUACUAGACCACUUUGGUAAGAAGGUGUUAAAGAUUCACCUCAAUCCAAGACAUUGUUCAACGGAUAAACUUGUAAACACAUUUGUGAAUACUGCUGUAGCUGUUGACAAUUUAAAUGUAAUGGACAGUAAUGCUCAGUGUUUGAUGUGGACAUUUCCAAACAGAAAACAUGCACGAUUGGAAAUAGAUAGUGGAGAAGCAACUGAGUCACAAACUGAAAUAGUAAUUUGUGAACCGAACACUACGAAAAAACAGGAAGUCCACGGAAAUCGAACAACAAUAUUCCUAUCCUCUACUUUAAGAUUCGAAAAUAAACAUUUGGCUGGUCACGUACAGGAUCAACUUAAAAAGAAAAUCAAACGUGGUCAGAGGUCUAUAAGCAUAUGUAUUACACAUGAAAUUGACCCUGUUUUUUUGAAAAGUAUUUGGUGGGCAUGCACUCAAAUUUUAUUAGAAAAUCGAUCACCAGAUAUUAUUGUGUUUGAUUGUAUGGACUCAACAAGUUUUUCACAAUGUGCAUCUGUAUUUUUACCCGGAACUCCUUCAAAUGCUUGGUGUGAGGGACUGCCAUUCAGAACAUCUACACAUGAUGGAAAAGAAUCACUGAACAUAACUGUUGAAAAAGAUCUUUUACAUGAAAUAAAGGCUGAUGUUUUAGUCAAUAGCAUUUGGACAGAUUUAGACUUGAAUAAUGGAAAAAUGUCAAGUGAACUUCUGAGGUUAGCAGGUGAUGAACUUCAACAAGCAGUAAACAAACAAAAAAAAACUAUUGCUAUUGGAGAAUUUGUUUCAACAGAGGCCUUUAAAUUGGAAAACUGCAAAAGGAUAUUUUAUGCUGCUGUUGGAAAAUACAGCAAGGAUUUAGCAUCAGUUCAAAAAUUGAAGCAAUUGGUGGCAAAGUGUAUUGCAACUGCAGACAAAUUACAGUUUACGUCAAUAGCAUUGCCAGCCCUUGGGACAGGAAAAUUACAAUUUCCAGCAGAGAAAGCGGCAGAAGCUAUGUUUGAAGCAAUUGAAGAAACACAAUUCAUGUUAGACAACAUUCGAACUAUACGGAUUGUUGUUUAUAAACAUGAUGACUCCAGUCUCUGUAAGGUGUUCAGUGAUGAGAAAGAUAAGUUGUUUCACUCCUUUGAUUCUAUUAGAGGAUUCUCCCCAGUGAUCACAUUAAAGAAUAUAUCUGCAAGAGCUGUGUGCAAACCAAUUCAAGAUAUCCAAUGUGAUAUUUUGUAAUUUCAUACUAAACAAACAGUUUCAGACAAGUUGAAGGCCAAGUGCGUUCAUAAGUUUUCAGAAAAUAUCUGGGACAGUAAGUUUGAUAAAACCCUGAACCAUUCAUUAAGGCCAACCUUUUUAAAGGAAAGUGGGAUGACUGUGUGCAUCUAUGUUAAAAGUGACAACAUUCUGUCCCAGGAUAUUGGGAAAAGAUUUUUGGAUUACAUAAAGACUGUCGACACAUGGGCCAAAACAUCAAGAAUUGAGCUGGCUUUUGAUGACAGCAAAUAUAAGUCGCUUAUAUUCUCAUCAUUUAUUUCUGAAUUGGAUAAACUUGUUACAUUGACGGUUGAAAGAAAGCUUUCGAAGGUGUUUGAGGUAGUGGAAAGGCUUUUAGCCUCUGGUAUUGAGGUUGUGGAAAUGUCAGAUCAUGUGGACAACUCUUCAAAAGUUCUACCAGGACAAACCAAGGAAUUUGCAGGGGAACGUAUGAAAGAUACCAAUUCGUUAGUUCAUCAGGCACCAGGAGAACAGAUGAUAACAAGAGAUGAAAAGAAAAAUAGAAAAACAAGUCUUGCAACAGGGUUUGAAUCCAACAUUGUGCUUGUGGAAGGCAUUAAACCGAAUACAACCAGACAUCAGCUUAGGCAAGAUUUACAAGACAUUUUUCAUAAACAUUCGCCUCAUCUAAUUUUUUGUGACCAGAAAGCAGUAGCCCACCUUGUUUUCACAAAUGACCAAGUUGUAAAAUCUGUGUGUGGAAGCAGUGCUUCGAUCAAAGGAUUGGUCUUGAAGGAACAUCCCAAAAUGGUACUCAGAGACUUUGUUUACAAGAUAAACAAAGAUGAAUGUCAAAAACUUCAUGAAUCUGGUAUUAGGGAAUUUUUAUGCAAACUGUUAAAAGAGCCAUAUUUUCGAUGCUGUGCAAUCGAUGCAAACGGAAACAUACCUGUGUAUUCUCAGACAAUGUAUGGCAUACAUUAUAUAAAGUCAAUUUUAAAUGACUUUGCAUUAAAAUCUUAUGAAAACGUAAGCGAACUGAAAUACGAUUUUUUUAAUGCCAAGUUCGCGGCAUAUAUACAUGGUCCAGACAACACAGAUGGUGAAUUGUCCUAUGUCGAUGGCACAGUAAAACUUGUUUGUCGGAAAAGUGAUCUAGUUAAACAUGACACGAUUAUUACAAAAUUGAUCAAUUAUUAGGGUGAGAAAGAAAUUCCAUUAGGUACGGAUGGUAUUGAUAUUGCAGAAAAAUGGUGCAAGGAAUUUGAGAAAGAAAAGUUUGAAUGCGUAUUUGUUAAAAAAAAAAAUAUUUUGGUAGUUCUAUUUGAAGCAUAUGAAGAGGUUAAAAAGGUUACCCUGAAAAUUUCAAAGUUGCGUAACCAACUUAAAACAGUAAAUCCUCCUGGCGGAAACAAAGAAGUUUCAAAUACAACUGACAUAUCAAGUGGCACUACUUCUUUCUUGAAAUCAAUGCAUUUGCCAGCCGUAUCCUCCCCUGAUAACAUAAAAAAAUACAAAACUCUAUCUGGGAUAUCAGUGUACGUUUACAAAGCUGACAUUUGUAGCCUGAAUGUUGAUUGCAUUGUAAAUGCUGCAAACUCGCGGCUUGAUCAUGCAGGGGGUGUUGCUGGGGUUAUCCAAAGAAAGGCUGGCUACGAUUUGAAGACAGAAGGAGAUAGAUACAUCAGAAAGCAUGGGGAAAUAAAAGUUGGCAGUGUUGUUGAAACAUUAGCUGGUAAUCUUCCGUUCAAGUUUGUAUUGCACGCUGUUGGACCCAGAUGGGGAGACUAUACACACUCAUCGACAGGUGUUGACGAGUGCUGUAAAGAUCUUCGGGAGGCAGUUUUCAACAGUUUCCUGAAAGCAAGUACACUUGGAAUGCAAUCUAUUGCACUACCAGCAAUCAGUUCUGCAAUUUUUGGAGUUCCGAUGGAUAUAUGCACAGAACAGUAUGUACAGGCAGUGUGGUUGUACAGCAAAUUAGGAGCUGACUCUUCACUGAGGGAGAUACACUUUGUUGAUAUUGUCCCAGAAGUCGUAAUGAAAAUUCAGACAAGGUUUGAUGAAUUUGUAAAGAAAGGGGAGCUUUCAAAAGCAGAUAAGUUCGGAACGUCCUCUCUGCGGUAUCACAACAAACCUUGUGAUUUGGGUUUUCAAACGGAAACAAAAGCCCCUUCUAUUUCAGAACAAGAAUUGAAAGACCAAGGACAAUGUGCUAUCUGUAUGGAUGACUUUACUAAUCCCAAGAAACUUGUCUGUGGUCACAUAAUCUGUACUGAUUGCAUAAGCCAACAAUUUGCUGUCAAACAAGUGUGCCCCAACUGUGGGAAAAUCUGUGGAAUAAUAACAGGUGAUCAGCCACCAGGAACAAUGCGCAUAUCUCGUGACUGGGUGUCCUGUGUUGGCUUUGAAGGUGUUGGACGCAUUUGUAUAAGCUAUCAUUUGAUGGAGGAAAGCAGACGGCAAAUCAUACAGCUCCGGGUAAGUGGUACAAAGGAAUAGACAGGCGUGCAUUUCUUCCUGACAAUAAGGAGGGUGAAGAUGUGUGCAGAAUGUUGAAAGUUGCAUUUCAAAGAAAGCUCAUCUUCACCAUUGGAAGUUCGCGAACAACUGGAGAAGAAGGUGUGAUCACAUGGAAUGACAUCCAUCACAAGACAGAUCCCAGACCACAAUCUCAAUUUGGCUAUCCAGGUCCGUCAUACCUGGAAAGAGUGACUGAUGAGUUGAAAACCAAGGGAGUUACACAUGCUGAUAUCAAUCUGAAUGAUAAAUUGGAAAGCACUAUCUAUUCUGACUAGAACUUUAGGAUGUAGAUAAUUGUACAUGCAUGUUUGUCACCACGUGAAUAAUUGAGACACUAAACUAUAUAUUUAACAUCUGGAUUUGUUGUGAUAUCUAAUGCUGUUUACCAUAUAAGUGUGUGCUUUUGAUAUUUUUAAUAUAUUAUAUAUUAUAUAUAUAUAAAUAAGAUGAGAGUUUAAAGUUAAACGUUAACAGUCAAAUAACAAACUGAGCCCAGUAUAGUCAGUACCAUGUACAUGUCAUGUCAUGUAUAUCAAAUACUGUCUUUAAAUAAACUAAUGAAUAAUUAAACACCAACAUUGCUAACAUGGCACACUUUCUGUGUAUUAUUUCUUAUUAGGAGUCUUAAUUGAACGAUAUCCUAGGCCUUAAUAAAUGAAUAUAAUUAAACUAAUUAUUCAUCCACAGUCUUCAAUUUGUAUUCAAUAUUUAAUUGCGCUGCAUUGUUUAAAGCUUAAAGAAGCUUGUUAGCCAGCCGGACUAUACCAAAAUUUGAAAUGGAGUUGCCGAGGCCAAAAUCUACUAGUCUCCGGAUUAAGGGAAAACAGGAAUUUCCAUCCCUCAUAAUAAGUUAAUCAGGUCAAAUCUCACAAAAACCAUGUUGCCACUCAAAGGGCCACAUUAUGACUCAACCUUGGUGAAGCUAAAUCAUAAUGUUUAUCUUUUAUAUCAAGACCAAGUUCAAAUCUGGGUUAUGGGUGUCAAAAAAACUGAGACACAAAUAAAAUCUUAGAAACAGUGUUUACACCUUAUUUCCACUCUAGUGGCCUCAUCUAUGUGUUUUAAGCUCCACUUGCCAGAGGCCAGCGGGGCUUAUGUCAUGGUCCUGUGUCCGUCGUGCGUGCAUGCGUCCAUGCGUGCGUGCGUGUGUUAACUUUUUCUUUAAACAUCUUCUUGUCCUAAACUACAAGUCCAAUUCUGAUAAAACUUCUCACCAAUGAUCCUGGGGUGAACCUCUUUCAAAUUUGUACAAAUAAUGACCCUGGAGUCAAAUUUGACCCCGCCCCGUGGGUCAAUAAAUUGCCUGUUUUGUGCAAACUUUAAAAAUCUUUGUGUCCAUAAUCAUUGGGCCUAGUGCUACCACAUUUGGUAUGUAGUGACAUUUAAUAGUUCUCUACUUUGUUUUUUCGAAUUAUGCCCCUGGGGUCAAAUUUGAUCCUGCCCCGGGGUUCACAAAAAUGAUCAUAUGCUUAUUUAAAGCCUAUUUUGUGCAAACUUUAAACAUCUUUUUGUCCAUAACCGUAGGGCCUAUGGCUACCAGAUUCGGUAUGUAGUGACAUCUAAUAGUUCUCUACUUAGUUCAAAUUAUGCCCCUGGGGUCAAAUUUGACCCUGCCCCAGGGAUAACAAAAAUGAACAUACGCUUACAUAAGGCCUAUUUUGUGCAAAUUUUAAAAAUCUUGUCCAUAACCGUACGGCAUAGGGCUACCAAAUUUGGUAUGUUGUGACAUCUAAUAGUCCUCUACAAAAUUUGUUCAAAUUAAGCCCCUGGGAUCAAAUUUGACCGUUACCCAGGGGUCACAAAAUUUAACAUAUGCUUAUAUUGGGCCUAUUUUGUGCAAACUUUAAAAAUAUCUUGUCCAUAACAUUUGGCCCUAUUUCUACCAAAUUUGGUAUGUAUUAAAAUCUUAAAGUUCUCUAACAAGUUUUUUCAAAUUAUGCCCCUGGGGUCAAAUUUGACCCUGCCCCGGGGGUCACAAAAAUGAACAUAUGCUUAAAUAAGGCCUUUUUGUGCAAACUUUAAAAAUCUUGUUCAUAAUUAUAGAGCCUAGGGCUACUAAAUUUGGUAUAGAGUGACAUCUAAUAGUCCUCUACCAAAUGUGUUCAAAUUAUUCCCCUAGGCUCAAAUUUGACCCUGCCCCAGGGGUCACAAAACUGAACAUAUGCUUAUAUAAAGCCUCUUUUUGUGCAAACUUUAAAAAUCUUCCUGUCCAUAACCAUUGGGCCUAGGGCUUCCAAAUUUGGUAUGUAGUGACAUCUUAUGGUUCUCUACCAAGUUUGUUCAAAUUAUGUCCCUUGGGCCAAAUUUAACCCUUGAAGGCUCCAAUUAAAAAGUUGUUCAAGAAAAUUUGAUUCGUCAAAAAACAUGACCACAGGAAGUCGUUGAACUUUGCAUGUUUAUUCGUUUUUGCUAUUUAUCCAUUAUGGGAUGAAUAAACUAAUUUCUUCUCAAACUCAAAGUUUAUCAAAAGACACUUUUAAUAACUUUUUAGUUAUAAGAGAUAAAUGCAUACAUGUCGAGCGUAAAAAGGUAGACCAACAUGUGAACUAUCCAUAAAUGUUAACCCUUUAUCAAACCACACAUUUUGGACUGCCCCAAAUUGAAAGAGAUUGCAGACGGGAAAUAAUAUUGUAAAGGACUAUUUAUAAAUUGGCUGGGUGGGGUAGAAAUCAUUGUGAUAAAAGGAGAAAUUGCUCAUCGUAAGCAAUUUCUCCUUUUUGAAACAGGAAGUCCUGUUUUCAAAACGAAAUCAAACUCUUCAGAAGGAGUUAUGGUCUAUUGGAACAAACAACCUUUACAAAGUUAUCAUUCAUGCUGCCUUUCGGCACCUCAUGAGCCUGAAAAUCUUGUAACUUUAUGUUUCCUCAGGCAGAUAUAUUCUUUGUACAAUUAACAAUUUUUUCACCACGUUAACAAUCCUGCUACACUCGCUUAUGCCCCAAGAAUGAAGUUAAGUUUAGGUGAUCUACGUCAUUAGGUAUUUUGCAUAUGUCAUUAACUAUAUAAGUAACAGAAACUUUGAAACCUACAAACACUUUUUUGAAUUUUGGAAAAAGAUUCAUGAUUGAAUGUAGGAACUUUCAUUAAUCUUUUUGAACAUGUGUGGAUUUGAUCUUCAGCAUCUAAAAAUAUGUGAAAUAGAAAGAACGACAAUAUCUUAUGGAGAGAUAAAUGUACCUAAGUUAUAAGUAAAGGACCUGUGCGACAAUUUCCGGGCUUUCUAGUCUGUUUAGUUAACACCGUAGUAACGUUUUCCAUGUAUAAAAAUGCUCACCCUUCAAACUUUAAGCGCCCAGUGUGACGAGGGAUAAAAAGAGAAAGUCACAUGCUAGAGUACAUUUCAACCCAUGCGCAUUGCACGUUUUUUUCGCAUAAAAAAACAGUGGAGCGAUACUGGGCCAUAAUGGCCCUCUUGUUUUAUAAAACCUGGACAUACUGUUGAUCUUGACAUUAUCUAGACUAUAAUUCAAUAUCGGUCAUGUGCGUCUGGAAACCAUGCCACUAGGUCAGAUCUUUAAAAUGUUAUUACUUCUCUAUGGCCAACAUUUAUAACUCAAGGUUUAUGAAACAAGGAUAGAAUAUUUAUCUUGACAAUAUCCAGGCAAAGUUUUUAUAUUGAGCUGUUGCGUCCAAUCAAUGUCACUAGGUUAUACCUUGAAUAUAAACUUGUUACCAAUAUAGAGGAAACAUUUAUGAAUCGGUCUUGAUGAAACUUGGUGAGAAUGUUGAACUUUACAAUAUGAAUGCCAUAUUUGAAUCUAGAUCAAGUGGGGUAAAAAACUAGAUGACCAAGUCUCUUCAACAAUUGGUGUCAAUGAACGCAGGUGAGCGCUUAAGGGCCAUUAUUAUCAUUGCCCUUUUGUUCUAUUUUACUUGUGUUACUUUCUAAGCUAUACUAAUUUACAAAAAAAGUGUCAAGAAGAGCCAUUUGUAAUUAUUGGACAUAGUUAAUUUUGUUGUCUUGUUGUUUUUAGCUCCCCUGAGCACAACGUGCUCAUGGUGAGCUUUUUUUGUGUGAUUGCCUUUUGUUCGUUGUGCGUUGUACGGUGUCAACACUUGCCUUGUUAACUCUCUAGAGGCCACAUUUUUUGUCAAAUCUUCAUGAAAUUUGGUCAGAAGAUUGGUCUCAAUAAUAUCUUGAAUGAGUUCGAAACUGGUUACGUUUGCUUGAAAAACAUGGCUGUCAAGGGGCAGGGUAUUUUUCCUUAUAUGGCUAUAUAUGGCUAUAGUAAUAUCUUGUUAACACUCUAGAGGCCACAUUUAUUGUCUGAUCUUCAUGAAACUUGUCAGAAGAAUCAUCCCAAUAAUAUCUUGGACGAGGUCGAAAAUAAUUCCGGUUGGUUGAAAAACAUGGCCGCCAGGGGGCCGGGCAUUUUUCCUUAUAUGGCUUUUGUAAAACCUUGUUAACUCUCUAGAGGCCACAUUUAUUGUCCAAUCUUCAUGAAAUUUAGUCAGAAGAUUUGUCUUAUUGAUAUCUUGGAUGAAUUAGAAAAUGAUAACGUUUGCUUGAAAAACAUGGCCAAGGGGCCGUGCAUUUUUCCUUAUAUGGCUAUAGCAAAAUCUUGUUUACACUCUAGAGGCCACAAUUUUAGUCCGAUCUUCCUGAAACUCGGUCAGAAGAUUCAUCCCAAUAAUAUCUUAGAUGAGUUCAAAAAUAAUACAGGUUGGUUGAAAAACAUGGCCACCACUGGGACGGGGCAUUUUUCUUUAAAUGGCUAUAGUAAAACCUUGUUAACGCUCUAGAGGUCAAUUUUAUUUUCCGUUCAUCAUGAAACUUGGUCAGAAGAUUUGUCCUUCCGGUAAUGAUUUCUUGGAUGAGUUCGAAAACGGUUUUGGUUGCUUUAAAAACAUGGCCACCAAGGGCAGGGCAUUUUUCCUUAUAUGGUAGUAAAACUUUGUUAACACUCUCGAGGCCACAUUCAUUGUCCAAUCUUCAUGAAAUGUGGUCUGAAGAUUGGUCUCAAGGAUAUCUUGGAUGAGUUCGAAAAUAAUUAUGUUUGCUUGAAAAAACAUGGCUUCCAAGGGGCGGGGCAUUUGUCCGUAUAUGGCUAUAGUAAAAUCUUUUUAACACUCUAGAGGCCACAUUUAUUGUCCAAUCUUCAUGAAACUUGGCCAAAAGAUUCAUCCCAAUAAUAUCUUGGACGAGUUCAAAAAUGAUGCCCGUUGGUUGAAAAACAUAGCUGCCAGGGGGCGGGCAUGUUUUACUUAUAUGGCUAUAGUAAAACCUGUUAACACUAGAGGCCACAUUUAAUUUCCGAUGUUCAUGAAACUUGGUCAGAAGAUUUGUCCCAAUAAUAUCUUGUUAUCUCAGGUGAGUGACUUUGGGCCUUUCAGGCCCUCUUGUUUUAAAUUCAUAUCCCUGAUUUUAUGUUGCUAUUCAACAUGUGUUAAGAUAACAACAGAUCUAUAGAAAUUCAUCGGAUACCAAUAUUGUAUAACAUAAAUACUACAUUGAUAUAAAAUAACUACUACAUCGAUUGUAAGUAACUUAACAUUACUAAAGUAAUGUAAAUACCUUUAUUUUAUCUUCAACAGUGUUGCAGUAUACCUUCAUUAUAUUAUAACUUUGCAAGCAUUGUGUAUUCCAAGUAGAAAUUUGCGCAGUCAAUCAUUAUAGAUGCUUUGUCUUGUCAUUUCGUAUACAAUUGAUACAGUAACACUUUAUAAUUAAACAACGCUCAUGCAUGUUGAUCAUUAUGCUUAUACCGUAAUAACUGAUUGAUUUUCACACAAUUAUGAUGCUGUAAGUAUGUUGUAUUUAUUCAGAUUCACAUUAUUUGUCUGAUUGGAAUACUUGUUGUGUUAUUAAAAUAAUAUGAUUAUUAAUUAAAAUAGUGUGAUGAUAGGGAAUCAUCCCUAUAUUUUGAAUUGAUUUUACCUAUUAUAAAUGUUUUGUAAUUAAUGUUAUGUGGUGUUUGUACAAGUGGGUAAUAAGUCAAGUAAACUUUCGCUAAGUUUGCGAUUUGUAUACCUUUAAAGGGGCCCUCCAACAGAUUUUGGCAUGUAUUGAAGCUUGCCAUUAAAUGCUUUAAAUGCUUUAUAUUAAAUUUAAAAAAUAUAAAUUUAAACAUUUCAAUUAAAAAUCUCCUGUAAAAAAGCAAGACUACAAUUUUAAAAAAGGAAAAAAAGUAAACCUCAACAGGGCUUGAACCACUGACCCCUGGAUUCUGGAGUCCUGAAGUAAAAAGCCUCCUGCCUAGACCACUCGACCAUCCACGCUCAUGUUUUGAGCGGAUGUAUUUUAUAGCUAUAUAAGCAAUCCUCUUAGUUUCCCAAAAUAUCGUUUCGCGUCGAUAUGACGCUUUAUCUGUUGGACGGCCCCUUUAAAUAAGAUUUUCUGAAAAAGUGUGUUAUGUUAUUGUUAAGUGAUGAAUACAAUUUUGCAAGUUUUAAGCGGUUUUACGGUAGAUUUAUAUAUAGAUGAGAUUUUAACCAUAUCACCUUUAUUUUUCUUUCAUGUUUAUAUUUUGAUGUUUAAUGACUUGUUUAAAGAAAUAUUCCAGACCUGAUAUGGAUAUGCAGAUUAAUUUUGACAGAAUUGGAUUCAUAUCAAAAGAUGUUUAUUGUCUCCUUUUGGUGGUUUGCGCUCUGUGUGUCAGUCUGUCACACAUCCUGUGAUAACUUUUAAAGAUCUUCAUAUUUUUUCAUGAAACUUGGAAAAUUUACAGAUGGCAAUAUGGAGAUUAUGCACGUCAUUUCAUUUGUUCCUACGUCAAGAAUUAUGGUUGCUAUGGCAACAAAUAGACUAUAAAUAUUUCUGAAAAUGGUGGAUCCUGCAAUAACUUUAAAAGUUCUUUAUAUUUUUUCAUGAAACUUGAAACAUGGAUGAAUGGCAAUAUGGAGAUUAUGCAUGUCAUUUCAUUUCGUUCCUAUGUCAAGAAUUCUGUAAGUUAUUAAUAAAAAAAAUAAAGUAUAUUAUUGAUUCAAACUAUGAAUUUACUCCAGAUAGUUUGCACUUUAGUCAGUGAGUUGUAAUUUGUAAAAAAAAAUUGUGACCUAGUUUUUUUAUUUUUAGCUCACCUGUCACCAAGUGACACGGUGAACUUAUGUGAUCAUGUGAUGUCCGGCUUCCGUUGUGCGUGUGUGCGUCCGUCCGUCAACAAUUUGUUUGUGUAGACAGUAGAGGUCACAGUUUUCAUCCAAUCUUUAUGAAAUUUGGUCAGAAUGUUUUUCUUGAUAAAAUCUGGGUUGGGAUUGUAUUUGGGUCAUAUGUGGUCAAAAACUAGGUCACUAGGUCAAAUAAAAGAAUAACCUUGUGUAGACAGUAGAGGUCACAGUUUUCAUCCAAUUUUUAUAAAAUUUGGUCAGAAUGUUUAUCUUGAUCAAAUCUGGGUUGGGAUUGUAUUUUGGUCAUCUGGGGUCAAAAACUAGGUCACUAGGUCAAAUAAUAGAAAAACCAUAUGAAGACAAUAUAAGACACAGUUUUCAUCCAAUCUUUAUGAAAUUUGGUCAGAAUGUUUAUCUUAAUAAAAUCUGGGUUUGGAUUGUAUUUGGGUCAUCCUGGGUCAAAAACUAGGUCACAAGGUCAAAUAAUAGAAAAACCUUGUCUAGACAAUAGAGGUCACAGUUUUCAUCCAAUCUUUAUGAAAUUUGGUCAGAAUGUUUAUCUUCAUAAAAUCUGGGUUGGGAUUGUAUUUGGGUCAUCUGGAGUCAAAAACUAGGUCACUAGGUCAAAUAAUAGAAAAACCUUGCGUAGACAAUACAGGUCACAGUUUUCAUCUGAUCUUUAUGAGUCAGGUGAGCGAUUUAGGGCUAUCAUGGCCCUCUUGUUAAUUUUAGUCUUAAUCUGGUGUUAUGAUAAGAUGUAGAGAAAUGCAUUUGAAGAUUUUGGCAAAAUUCUAUCUUAAAGAACUUUUAAAUCUCUAAUAUGUUGCUGACAUAAAAUAAUUUUUAUUGUCUUUAGAGUUUAUACAAUUGUAUUUCUUAAUAUUUCUAUCAAGGAGGUUAUUGGAAAAGUUUGGUUUCUUUCAACGUAAAUUGAUUUACUAAGGCCUAUAAACUACUGAAAUUUCACAAGUUUCAAAUUGUAUCUGUGAUGAUUUUUUUUACACAAGUAGAUAUUUACCAGGUUUUGCUUAUACAUGUAUUAUUACCCGCCAAUGGCGGAGUUAUAUAGACUUUGCUUUGUUUGUCUGUCCGUCGGUCAGUUGGCCCGUCUGUCUGUCACAAAACUUUUCAUGGCUAUAUCUAAGAAACUAUAUAAGAUAUCAAGAUAUUGUUUUUGUAUUGUGGAACUUUUCAAGGCCAUAACUCAGAUAGGCUACACGAUUUAAAUAUGAAACUGGUGUGUAGUUUUAAUUGAGGACAAGUGCAAUGCAUAAAAACAAUUUCCCUACUCUUAAAUAUUGUUAAGGAUUAUACCAUAUAUCAAGGGAUUUGCAUCCAUCCUUUAACAAAGUUUAUUUUGCGGGGGAUAUCAAUUCAAAGAAUUUGCUUGUUGUAAAUAAAAUCAAAACAACACCAGUGAUACUAUGUUUUCAUAUCAAUUAUCACAUAGUAUUUUGUGUUUUAUAUGUACACAAAUUAAAUAUAAUCACUAAAGCUGAUACAACAACCCUAAUAUACUUUUGUUGCUAACAAGUGCAUUACUGGUUUCUAAUUACUUUCUUGUGGCUUUACCAAAAUCUUUAAUUAUUUAAUUUAGACAUGAAGUUUACUAAUGUUAAUGACCAUACUUUAUCUGCAAAAAAAUCCCUCUAUAUGGAAAUGUUAACUAUGUACUUUGUAUUCUAAUAAAUAAUAAUAUGUUAUUGUUAAUACAUAUGGCUGUUAAAAUGUGCGCAUCAUCGGAACUAUUGUGCCCAAUAAAGACAGAUAUGUAUUUCCCAGGUAUUGUUUAAAAUUUAUAAAUUAUUUAUGCAUGUUGCUACAGUGUGCUAUGCAUAUAGUGUUUAUCAAAAAUAAUAUUAAAUUGCAUAACUUCUUUUUGUUACAACAUUUAACGAAACCAUGUUACUUAAUUCGUAUUAUUAGACCAAAAUUGAACACACUCUCUUCUGUAUAUAUGUUACCAGUAAACACUGUGACCUCUAAUACAUAAUUUAGUUUGGUUCACAUGACCCUUGUCAAAGACUUAAGCUUGCAAUUAUUUAAAAAGAACAUUUAUAAGGUUCCAUACACGGAUGGAGUAAAAUAGAUAAAGGACUUCGCCAUCAAUGUAAACAGUGUUGCCACUUAACCAUGAAACACGUGGGUGAACUUAAGGGAAUAUGAAUACAAUGUAUAGGGGAACAUUAAAAUAUAUACUAAAUACAGAUAGAGUUCCGAUAAAACCUGAUUUAUGUUGGUGUUCUAUGCAAUUUCGUUUUAUUUCACUUGAGAAUCUGUUAAUUGAUACCUAAAAAGCUACUUCCUUUGAACUGCAAAACUUAACUAUUAUUUUGACAUGAACAUCACAAAACAUAGUUUUGAGUACUGACAAUAAUACAUUACGAUAUGUGGCGUAUGAGGAUAAUCGUCACUACCUAAUAAACUUAAGUUUCAGACGUUGUGUAUUACUCUCACAUUUGCAACUGUUUCUGCUAGCAUAAUGGCGUUUGUGAAACAGAUUACCUGUAAGGCAAACACCAUUUUCUGAUUAACCUUACAAUAAUAUUACAUUUGCUUGAAUAUGGUAUUAUAGUUGUAAGAUGCGAAACUUUAAAGCCUGGCAUCAGGCGCUUUAAGAACAGUGGUGUUAAACAAAACGACAUUAACAUAUAUAAAUCUUGAAAUGCAGUUACAUGCUUUGAUUAAGUUGCAUGUACAAUAUUUCUCUAAUCAAAACCUCGUAACAGAAAAUGUAUGUCAUACAUCAUCGCUUUUAGUUAAGUGUUUGUCUCAUGUAUUGUGGAAAAAUAUGUUUAUGUAUAUGGCAUGCAUGGUGUGUAUGUUAGUCAAAAAUAAAUAUACGCUUAA